AAGACACAAGACAGUAAAAAUAGAAGCAGAUAUGGUGCACCUCGUGAAGAACAUGCGUAGAUGCCCCUAAAGCUUCUUCACAAACAGACAGCUGAAAUACAGACUGAUAAAAAUGUCAGACAAUGAAAAUUGUACAGGAGAGCUUGUAGGUAUGUCACUGACAUCAAUAGGACUGGUUAUAUCAGUAUCUUUAAAUAUACUUCUGUAUACAUUGAGAAGAAGAGAGAGACAGAACAGAGAUGUGGAGGAGCCAUUGUACCGAGACUAUUUUCAUGGCGACAGAUUUGAAGAUGAAGCGGUCAAUCAGGAUAAUCCUAUUUAUGGAAACAUCUGUAUGGAAGGAGGAGGUAGGGAAAACGAGUAUCCAGGCGAACCGAGGACAAAUCAAAGUGUAAGACAAGAUGAACAGGAUGACUCAGCCGACGUCUCCUAUGCCUCUCUGGACUUAACUGUGGCUCAGAAGCGAAAAAAGAAGAGAAAGUACCAGCAGAAACAGAGCCAGACCCAUCAGGCCCAGACCCAUUCUGCACCCAUGGCCCAGCAGAGCUGCCUGGAGACGGGCUCAGACUGCGAGGUGGCCCUCCCGUCCCGCUCCAGCAGCCUCAUGGUGUCCCGCAACAGCAUCUACCUCAACAGCCAUCAAGUAGCACUGGAGACAGAGGAGCUGGAGAGAGAACGAAAGAGGGAGAGACAAAGCAAUCGAGCCAGAGAGAUGGAGAUAAGGAAUAUUUACCGUGACUUUGAUCACAGCCUUGGACAAUCAGAUCUGAGGCAUGAGGACGACGUCUAGAGGCCAAAGCAAAUGGCAAAAGUCUGAAAGUGUUCAGAAACUGUCGUACUGUUCGGAUUCAGGAGUUUAGGUUUGCUUUUAUGUUGCUAAUUAUUUUAUUUUUCACAUAUUUCUUACAGCGUCAUAGAAAUAUUUAUAAUUAUUGUAACUGUAACUCAAUUUGUACAAAUUUUCAUUAAAUUGCAUUUACUAUU
Messenger RNA from Astyanax mexicanus (Mexican tetra), 984 nucleotides. RefSeq lists its product as uncharacterized. Lineage: Eukaryota; Metazoa; Chordata; Actinopteri; Characiformes; Acestrorhamphidae. Bases 113 to 790 code for a protein of 225 amino acids. Gene Ontology annotation, cellular component: T cell receptor complex. Gene Ontology annotation, biological process: positive regulation of T cell receptor signaling pathway; negative regulation of receptor recycling. The record is from RefSeq and is a predicted model, not a curated record. The transcript is spliced from 6 exons.